CUUCUUACUGGCUUACUACUACCGUCAUCAUGGACUUGGUCGGCACCCCGGGCGACGCUAACAAUCACAAGGCUUUCCCUUUCGGCGAGACUGCAACUCCCAUUAUCAAUACCAUCGUGAAAUAUAUCUACUUGGGAUUCCUACUGUUGCAAUUCAUCCUCGCGCUGGGUAACCGUCCAAAGGGUUCGAAGUUCUCAUAUCUUGCGUCUUUCGUGGUUUUCGGCAUCAUCCAGGUCUACGUGGUUAUUGAUGCGCUGUACCUGGUGGUGCGUGCCUUCAGUGGAAGUGCUCCUAUGGAUUUCACCACAGACAAAGGCGUUGGCGAGUUCCUGAAAUCGUUCUUUUCGUCCAGCGGUGCCGGUAUCAUUAUCAUCGCCCUCGCUGCUACAUUCGGUCUCUACUUUGUGGCAUCCUUCAUGUAUCUGGACCCCUGGCACAUGUUCACAUCCUUCCCUGCCUACAUGUGUGUCCAGUCGUCAUACAUCAAUAUCCUGAACGUCUACGCUUUCAGCAAUUGGCACGACGUCUCGUGGGGUACCAAGGGUUCAGACAAGGCAGACGCUCUACCCUCUGCCAAGACCACCAAGGAUGAGGGCAAGGAGGUUGUCAUCGAGGAAAUCGACAAGCCUCAGGCUGAUAUCGACAGUCAGUUCGAGGCAACGGUCAAGCGAGCCCUAACACCCUAUGUGCCACCAGUUGAGAAGGAGGAGAAGACUUUGGAAGACUCGUACAAGAGCUUCCGAACGAGACUGGUCACGUUUUGGAUCUUUAGCAACGCGUUCUUGGCCGUUUGCAUCACCAGUGACGGCGUGGAUAAAUUCGGCUUCACGAAUUCUGCUACCGACCGGACGCAGCGUUUCUUCCAGGCUUUGCUGUGGUCCAACGCAGUCGUUGCCCUGUUCCGUUUCAUCGGAGCCUGCUGGUUCCUGGGCAAGACGGGUUUGAUGUGCUGCUUUGCCCGGCGUUAG
Messenger RNA from Aspergillus lentulus, 968 nucleotides. NCBI's taxonomy places the organism in Eukaryota, Fungi, Ascomycota, Eurotiomycetes, Eurotiales, Aspergillaceae. The record is from RefSeq and is a predicted model, not a curated record.